Messenger RNA from Lottia gigantea (owl limpet), 8289 nucleotides. RefSeq lists its product as hypothetical. Bases 1 to 8289 code for a protein of 2762 amino acids. Gene Ontology annotation, biological process: homophilic cell-cell adhesion; cell surface receptor signaling pathway; G protein-coupled receptor signaling pathway. Gene Ontology annotation, cellular component: plasma membrane. The record is from RefSeq and is a predicted model, not a curated record. Lineage: Eukaryota; Metazoa; Mollusca; Gastropoda; Lottiidae. The transcript is spliced from 35 exons. Gene Ontology annotation, molecular function: G protein-coupled receptor activity; calcium ion binding.
AUGCAUUUUAUUGUUUUACAUAGUUUCUAUGAUGACUGUAUAGCAUCAGAUCAGAAUAUCAUUUCAUUAACAGAUUACCUUCCAAAUACUUACCAACAGUGCUCCAUCAUAGUAGAUAUACCUGAAUCUACAGGUUAUGUUACAGACAAUAACAUCAUUAGAUCUGUUUCACCAAGGUGCUUUAACAAUCAAGUUAUUUCAUUUGCAUUCAAAGUAUUGUUUCUGUGUCCAAAUCAUCCAAUAUUCUACCAGCCAUAUUUUUUAAACAUUCAUCCUAAAGAAAAUCCAAGAUCUUCAUCAGCCCCUUCCAAAUCAUGGCGCCGUAAACGUGCCACAGACAACCAUGCCCCAGUUUUCGAUGAAAGAAAAUAUGUCAAACAUGUUAAAGAAGGGCUGGAAAAAGGAGUUAUUGUAGGAACUAUCACUGCCCAUGAUGCAGAUCAGGGAGAUGAAGGUAUGAUCACGUACUCCAUGAUUCCAGAAAGAGAUGAAAGGUCAGCAAAUAUGUUUGCUAUCAACCCCAGAACUGGUACCAUCAAUACAACAACAAAAUUGGAUCGUGAGCUAAUUGAAAUCCAUUUUUUCCGUAUUAUUGCUACUGAUAAGGGUAGAGAUAGUAAAAAGGGUUACACAAAUAUUCAAAUUAUUGUUGAUGAUGUGAAUGAUCACCAUCCACAGUUUGAGCAGCAGAACUAUGUGAGAAAUAUUUCAGAGAAUCAGGAUGUGGACACUAAUAUUUUGACUGUCCAAGCAACUGAUCUGGAUGUAGAGCAAAAUGCUGAUAUUCGGUACAGUUUUGUGAACCCAACUCGUGACUUCCUGAUUGAUCCACUAAGAGGAAUUAUAACCAAUCUGGUCAAACUUGAUCGUGAAACCAAAUCAAGUUAUGUUUUGAUAGUCCAAGCCAUGGAUCAAGGUCCAAUAAAUUCUCGUAAAUCAACAACAUCCACUGUGAGCAUCAAUAUUUUGGAUCUUAAUGAUAAUAAACCUCAAUUCUCUCAAACUUCCUAUUUGGUUAAUGUCAAAGAAGAUCUUGAUGUUUUUUCACGGCCUGUCAUUCUCAAUGUUAGUGCCACAGAUAAAGAUCAGGGCCUUAAUAAAGAAAUCAGAUAUAGCUUGACUGGCAAUGUUAUGGAUACUUUUCAAAUUGAUAGUCUAACUGGACAGUUGCAUGUUAUCAAAGCACUAGAUUAUGAAAGUUACAGAGAAUAUCGUUUAAAUGUUAGAGCUGAAGAUAGUGGUAAUCCAUCUCAAAAGAAUUCAACUGCUAUCUUGGUCCAAGUUAUAGAUGUUAAUGACAAUUCACCACAGUUCCAUGGUGAUAGAUAUAUGGAGUCAAUUGAUGAAGGUGCGGAAACAGGUUCCUCAAUACUUCAAAUGGUAGCUUAUGAUCUAGAUUCUGGUAAAAAUAAAGAAAUCACAUACAGUAUUCUUAACAAGCCAGCUUACAUGCCUAUGUUGAUUGAUCCAAGGUCUGGGUGGAUAACAACUAAUGGUGUACUUGACCGUGAACAGGAAGCUAGAUAUGAGUUUACAGUUCAAGCUCAAGACAAUGGUGUCAUUCCUCUAUCUGCCACCACCAGUGUCGUGAUUAAUAUUCGUGAUAUCAAUGAUAAUUCCCCAGUUUUUAGGCCAAGAAUUUACGAAACGUUAUUGUCAGAAGAUUCCAGGAUUGGUGCCAUAGUUACAUCAGUAACAGCAGUAGAUAAGGAUGAUGGUGACAAUGGUCAUGUUAUAUAUAGCAUUGCUAGUGGCAACACAGCUGACACCUUUCAAAUCAGUACCAGCAAUGGCCUAGGUGUUAUAAGAUUACAGAAGAAACUUGAUGCCAGAGUACAGAAUCGGUAUGCUUUAUCUGUGACAGCUAAAGACCCUGAUGGCAAUCUGGAUACCACUGAGGUCUUUAUAAAUAUUUCUGACACUAACAGAUUCCUUCCGGAAUUUCAAGGAACACCUUAUCAAUUUGAUGUGGAUGAAAAUGUCAAAGUAGGAACUUCAGUUUUUAAAGUAUUUGCUUUAGACAAAGAUAGAGGUGAAAAUGCACGGAUUACAUAUAGUUUUGAUGGAGCUGUUUCAGAUUUUAUCAUUAACCCUGAUACAGGUCAAAUAAAAACAAGCCAAGAGCUGGAUCGAGAGUCAGGACCGGCUUACACUUUGACUAUUACAGCUAGGGAUAAUGGUAGUCCAUCAUUAAUUGAUACAACUGAUAUAGACAUCACAGUUAAUGAUAUAAAUGACAAUCGUCCAGAAUUUUCUGAAGUUGUUUACACUGGAAGUGUGAAAGAGGACAUACUUGUUGGCCGUAAAGUUAUUCAAAUUACAGCCACAGAUCGGGAUAAGGGAGCAAAUGGGCAAUUAUUCUACACAUUUGAAGGUGGAGAUGAUGGUAAUGGUGAUUUUAGUAUUGACAGAUCUCUUGGAGUAAUUCGUGUUGCUAAAGAAUUAGAUCGUGAAACUGUGGCUCAUUAUAACCUUCUGGCUUAUGCUGUGGAUGAAGGUGAGCCAACUCUUUCAUCCUCUGUUGUCAUAAAAUUGAAGGUGGAGGAUAUAAACGAUAAUCGUCCACAAUUUGAAGCAGAAACAAUAGAAGUGGGUGUACCAGAAAACAGCCCAAGAGGCACCACACUGACAAAAAUAUCUGCUGUCGAUCCUGAUGAGGGAGUUAAUGCACUUGUGGAAUAUAAUUUCGUAGGUGGUGCUGACGUUGAGUCUUUUCAUUUGGUGAGCAAAGGUGGUGAGCCUGCUAUUAUAACAACUAAAGUAGACUUGGACUACGAGUCAGACAAGAAACAAUAUGAAAUUAUUUUACGUGCUGCUAGUGACACUCAAUUCUCUACUGCUACUGUUUUAAUUAAUGUUCAGGAUGUUAAUGAUAACGCACCUAUAUUGAAAGAUUUUACUAUCAUAUUUAACAACUAUCUAGACCAUUUUCCAUCUUCAUCUAUUGGACGUAUACCAGCUUUUGAUCCGGAUAUAAUUGACCAAUAUAGAUUAGAUUAUAAGUUUAUCUCUGGGAAUGGUGCGAAUUUGCUUCAUCUGAAUCAAAAUUCUGGAAAGGGGGAGAUCACUUUAGACCCACGUCUAAAUUCUGAUGUACCAAGAAAUGGAACAUUUGUUGUUAGCGUUUCAGAUGGAAAGAAUACUGUGAAGGCAACAUGCCGUCUGUACGUUCGUUUGAUAACCCAGAAUAUGUUAUUAAACAGUGUAACGAUAAGGUUGAACAAGAUGACACAAACAGCAUUCCUAUCUCCACUCUUCAAAUUCUUUGUUGAAGCUCUCGCCACCAUCUUGAAAACAGAUGAAAAUCAUAUUUAUGUCAUCAAUGUUCAAGAUGACACUGAUGUCACAGCUCAGAUAUUGAAUGUUACAGUAUCAGUCCGUCAAACAUUCAAGAUGAUACAGGGAGAAAAUGUGGAGGUCUUUUAUCCGUCUGAUCACCUUCAAGAAUUGAUAUAUUUAAACCGUGUUCUGUUAGCUAAUCUAUCGACUCUACAGGUUCUUCCGUUUGAUGAUAAUUUAUGCAUGAGAGAACCCUGUACAAAUUUCGAAGAUUGCAGAUCAACAUUGGUUUUUGGAACAGCUCCUGAUUUCAUUAUGUCUGAAACAAUGUUAUUUCGACCUAUACAUCCAAAAAAUGGCUACCGAUGUGAAUGUCCUCAAGGUUUUACUGGCAUGAAUACAACAAUAUUUUGUGAUACUGAAGUUGAUUUAUGUUAUUCAAAACCUUGUCAAAAUGGUGGAUCAUGUAUGCAAAAAGAAAAUGGCUAUACCUGCUUAUGUAGUCCAAACUUUGAAGGUGUAAAUUGUGAAAUCAGUAUGACAUCCAAAUAUGAUGCUGAAACUUGUCCAGAUGAUUUGUGUCGUUUACCUAGUUACUGUGUACCAUUGAUAGAUGGAGGUUUCCAGUGUAAAGGAUGUCCCGAUACGGAAGAUUAUGACCAGUUCUGUCGUCUGCGUACCCGAAGCUUUUCAAGUAGAUCUUUUCUUUCUUUCCCAUCUCUACGCAAACGUCACCGAUUUAAAAUUGAAAUGAGGUUUGCAACUCAGAAAAAGAAUGGGCUGUUAUUUUAUAAUGGAAGAUUUAAUGAACAACAUGACUACAUUGCAUUAGAAAUAGUGGAAGGACAAGUUGUCUUUUCCUUUUCUCUUGGAGGUAGUGUUACUAUGGUAACACCUAAUGUAGUGAAUGGUGUUAGUGACGGUGAAUGGUGGAAAGUGAAAGUUGAAUAUUUAAAUAGGCAAGCUACAGUGACAGUAGGAGAGAAAUGUGAUACGGAAAUCUCAGUACGUUAUGGAAAUGCUUUAGGAAAUUAUUCUUGUGCUGCCCGAAAUACUCACAAUCUUCCCACAAAAUGUGAUAAUCCAGUUGAAGUCUGUCAUAGAUUGUUGGAUUUAACUGGACCAUUACAGAUUGGUGGAUUACCAGGUUUACCAACAGCAUUUCAAGUCCAGAAUCGUAAUUAUAUAGGAUGUAUCGGAGAUUUUUAUAUUGAUAAAGUAUUAUUAGAUUUAAAUUCAUCAGUUGUGGCUGUUGGAACUGAAAAUGGGUGUUCAAUGAAGAAACAAAGAUGUCGUAAUUCACCGUGUAAAUUUGGAGGUAAAUGCAGGGAAGGUUGGGAUGAUUUUUUCUGUGAUUGUUCAGAAAAAACUGGUGGAAAAGAUUGUUCACAAGUCAUUGAAUCCAGUAGAGAACUGAGCAACAAUGGCUAUUUGACAUACACUAACUUCACGUUUCCUAAGAUAAAUUUUCCAUGGUACACUGGUUUGGCAUUUAGAACACGAAAUUCAAAUGGUACUUUAAUGCAGAUAGUUUUGUCAGAUGGUGAUGUACGAAUCUUGUUAUUGAAUGGUUAUAUUAUUUAUAUAUAUAAUGGUAAAGUUGUAGUAUUUGAUGUGACAAAAGUAAAUGAUGGACAAUGGCAUUAUUUUGAAUCAAGAUGGUAUCCUGGACAGUUACAGAUGUUUUUAGAUUAUGGACAAAGAAAGAUGGUUGUAGAUAUGCCGAGUACUGUUCUAGAGAAAGUAAUACAAGUAGUAUAUGUUGGUGGAUAUCAUACUGAUAACAGUCCUAUUAUGAAUUAUUUUAAAGGAUGUGUAAAGGAUGUUCGAGUUGGUAACCUUGAUGAUUCUUUAUUAAGUAAACCACAAGAAACUAAUGUUAGAUUAGGAUGUAGCAGUAAUGAAGUUUGUACGUCUGCUGAUUGUGGUACUGGUCAGUGUAUUGAAGAAUGGGGUUUACAUUCCUGUCAAUGUCCUCCUGGUACAGUUGGUCCAAAUUGUGUAGAAGUUUGUACAGGUGUAAACCCAUGUCAGAAUUAUGCAGCCUGUAAAUUCCCACAAGGCAAUGAGGAAACUUAUACUUGUGAAUGUGGUAGAAGACAAAAUGGACGUUAUUGUGAAAUAAUUUCACCAAAAGUGUGUCCUAUAUCAUGGUGGGGUGAUCCAAUAUGUGGACCUUGUAACUGUCCAACUCAUUUUGGCUUCAAGAGCUCUUGUGAUAAAAACAACGGUUCAUGUAUUUGUCAGGAAAAUCACUAUCGCCGCCCUGGAGAGCAUAAAUGUAGUCCUUGCGAUUGUUAUGAAAGGGGAUCACGAAGUCUAACGUGUAACUCGGUAACAGGUCAAUGUGACUGUCGUAAUGGUGUAAUAGGCAGAAGAUGUGAUCAGUGUUCAAGUAGAUUUGCUGAAGUUGAAACCAAUGGUUGUAAUGUAAAAUACAAUGUGUGUCCUAGAAAUCGUGCUGCUGAAGUCUGGUGGGAUAGAACAGAAUAUGGUGUAGAAGCAGUGCAAGAUUGUCCUUAUGAUGCUAAUGGGGAUGCUAAGAGAGAAUGUUAUGUUUGUGAAGAAGGUAAAUCAUGUGAUAAAGAAGAAGGUUGGCAAGAACCAGACUUGUUUAAUUGUACCAAUAAGAAUUUCACUAGACUAUCAUCAGUGUUUAAAUCUAAGAUCUCUAAUACAUACACGGCCAAAAAUAGCAUAGACAGACUGGUGGAGGCCACUAAUACAACUUAUCAUAUAUUUGGUGGUGAUAUUGUCAUGGCUUAUAAUGUUAUUAGAGAGGUUUUACUGUAUGAAAAUAAACUACAAGGAUUGAAUCUUACUAGUGAACAACAUAGUACAUUUAUUCAGAGAAUGUUAAUAGCUGUAAGUAAUAUCACUAAAUUAGAAUAUGAAGUAUUAUGGGAUAGAGUGAAUUCAGUAACAGGAGGUGCUGGAGAAUUAGUGAACCAGUUUGAGAACUAUGUUGAGACACUAACUAAAAGUAUGGAGCCUGCUCAAUCAACACCUUUUGAUGCCAUUGCUGACAAUAUGGUGUUUGCUGUUGAUUGGAUACGGAAAGGAAAUUCCAGUAAUAAUUACAUACCAAAAUAUGAUCAUAUUGCUAAGAAAGGUACUUUUGAUGAUGAUACGAGAGUUAAAAUACCCCCAUCUCUACUCUACCACACUCUAGGAUCAAGUGAAAUGAAUGGUAAAAUCUAUGUAGGAUUUAUUAUGUAUAAAACUAUUGGAAAUCUCAUGUCCAAAAAUUAUUCUGCAGAGAUAAGAACAACUCAUUCAAUACGUAUAAAUAGUCCAGUAGUAAGCCUAGUGAUUGUCAAUGAAGGUAGAGUCAAAUCUGGUAAUUUGAAAUAUCCAAUAGAGAUAACAUUCCGUCAACUGAACACUACUAAUAGAUCUAAUCCACUGUGUGUUUAUUGGAAAACUGACAAUAAUGGAUACAGCUACUGGUCUAGAAAUGGUUGUGAAGUCAGUGAUAGAUAUAGUAAAAGUCAAAGUCAAUAUGUUGUCUGCUCUUGUCACCAUUUAUCAACUUUUGCUGUUUUGAUGGAUGUUUCAGAUAAGGAGUAUGAUGAAAUGGCUAGUGUAACAGUGGAAGUUCUGACCUAUAUUUUAGUUUUUAUAUCACUAAUGUUACUGGUUGUAGCCUAUUUAAUUCUACUGUGUUUUAAACGAUUACAAUGUAACUGGAACUCCAUACAUAUCAAUCUAAUAGUUGUAGUGUUUGUAGCAGAGUUGGCCUUCAUUAUUGGUAUCAAUAGAACUAAAUCUGAGCUCACUUGUCGUCUGAUUGCCAUCACUUUACAGUAUUUCUAUAUGGCCGCCUUUUCUUGGUUAUUUGUGGAAAUAUUACACAUUUAUAGAAUGUUAACAGAAAUACGAAACAUCAACUAUGGUUCAAUGAAAUUUUAUUAUCUUAUUGGUUAUGCGAUUCCUGGUAUAAUAGUAGGACUAGCUGUAGGUUUAUAUACUGAUGGAUAUGGUAAUAGUCAAUUUUGUUGGUUAUAUACUUCCAAUGGUAUUAUUUGGAGUUUUGCUGGUCCCAUUGCAAUGUCUACAUUGAUAUCUGUAUUAGUAUUUAUAUUAGCUGUCCAGGCUAGUUUACUAGAAAAAACACAUGUUAGAGAUAUACAAACUGUUAGAAUGGGUUUGAUGUGUUCUAUUAUAAUGUUAGCUUUAUUAUGUCUUACUUGGGUGACCGGGCUCAUCUCAGUCAACUAUGGUAUUAAAGCGCUUCAUUAUGUUUUUGCUUGCUUCAUGUUCGCGAUUGGAGCUUUCUUUUUUGUCACUCAAAUUCUACUUCAAAGGAAGGUACGAUUACAAUUAAAAAAGGCCUGGUAUAGAAUUCGAGGUAAAAAGUUAGAUAUUGAUGAAAACCUGGCUGGUACACGUAGCACUGUUGUUUCUAGAUCUGCUUUAGCCUAUCGUCAUGAGUCGUUUUCUGAUAGUGGCCUACAUCGAAUUAAUAUUGGUAUUUCAACAACAUCUACCACCAGUCAAUCAACUAGUAAGAGUAGUGGUAUUCGUAAGGACACCUAUUUACGCAGUACUAGUAGUUCUACGUCUGGUCAUGUACCUACUGGUCCAAUUUAUCCACCCAAUACUGGUAUAGCACCAUAUGGUUAUGAUCCUUCAUUCAACCAUAAUAAAGAUAUGAAUGGCAAAAUAUUAGCCAAGACUGGUCAAGAUUCGGAUUCUGACAGUGAUGGUUCUGAUAAUAACAGUUUAGAUCUGGCUUCAAGCCACUCUUCAGAUGAUGAGGAAGAUAUGGACACAAAUAGAUGGGAUCAGAUGGCUUCUAGUGAAAUUGUUGAAAAGGCCAAAGAACAACUUGAAAAACAGAGAAAAGAAAAAGAUGAAAUGAAAAAUAAAUCUCCUUUUAUCAAUGAAUCAGUAUGGCCUGGUGAAAAGACUAGGGAUGUUGAAGGAAGAUUAUCCAGUCAAAGACCUGAUGUUACCAUGACAUCAGCAGAUUCCACAGCAGGUGUAAGACUUCAGUUUGAAACUUAA